UGCGAGGAGCCUCUUCGCUGCUGUAGUUUGAAAGUCUCGCCAGUGGGACUAAGAAGAGCAUUGGUGGUAUAAAUAUCCAGCAUUAACAGGAUUAAAAGAGCAACCACUCACUCUCCAUCAGUGAGAGUGUUAAGUGAGAGAGGGAGAUAGAGAGUGUGUAGCACCAGGAGCAGAGUGUACAGCUGUGUGUGUGUCUACACACUCUUGCAGGAGCCUGGCUUUACUACAACACUGAAAUUGGGAGGCAAGAACCACACACACUCAUACUCUCACAGCAUCCAUUUCAUCCCAUCUCACUUUCUGUCUGUCACACACACACUUGUACACAUAUACUGCAGCAUGGAGAAUAAGUCUUGGUGCUGGUACAACUAUUGCUGAAGCUUUGGACAGUUCAAACAUCUGUCUUGUUCCAAUCAGUUUCUCCUUCUGUAUGAGUUUAGCAGUGCUGGGGGACACUGGACACAUACUGUCUCUCUCUCACACAUACACUCUGUGGACAACAUUGCAGAGUUCAGCUUAAAAUUAAAAAGAACAGUCCAAGUGACACAAUCUGAGGUGAGAGGCACCAGACACAACUCUGAGAGACUUCUCGCCUGUUUUGACUGGGGACGGCUGGGAGAGCACGGUGCAUUAAAAAUACAGGUCCCAGAGGACCGCUUUGGUCUCAGCUAGCAUACACAGGCCCUGCCAUAAAUCAAUACCUGAGCACUCUGAUUUCUUCAUCAAGACAUUUCCCUUCGGCUGAAAACGGAAUGGGUUUCUUGAGCACUUGCUGACCAGAAGCGGCACUCUAGAGGAUUCUAUUUUUGUGGACGCCUGAAGUCCAAUUUAGACUGCAACUCUGAAAACACUUUGGGGGACAAAGAAGAAGAAGAAGAAGAAGAAGAAGAAGAAGAAGAAAAUAUAUGUAUACAGUAUAUUUUAAUAUAUUUGCUUCCUUCACAGUCGAUAAAGCUGAUAUUUCUUUCAAACACCUGUCAUUAAGGGAUUUCUUUACCCUCACACUUCCUUCAAAGAAUUUAGCACUUCAAAGAAAUAAUCCUAUCAGCUUUGGUCUAUGAAAAUCUCAGCUAUUUUUAUUAUUUCAGUCAUCUCAACUACAAAUUUAGAUUCUGUUGAAAUAAUUUCAAGCCACUUGUUUGUAUACUGUAGACAGGCUGAGAUCAGAAGUUAAGUUUAUGGUUAAAAUCUCCACAAUUGUAAAAGCCUGUCUAUAGUCUGUUGCUUAUCAAAGUGUUCAAUCAUCAGAAUCGACUCCUAUCUUUUUUUUUAUUUUCAUGCAAAGUGAAGUAUGUUAGCAUAUUUAUGGCCUGAGAUAUAUCCAAUCAUGUAAAAUAUGCUACAUUCAGUCAUGAAGCUAAGGAACAAAUAGCUUCUGACAUAUGAAGAAAUGGAAUACGCAAGAGCUCUAUGCACAUAGACUAAAAUAAGUACUCACCCAGCACAGCCUCAAAAGAGAUGGAGGAGAGAAUUAAACAGAGCAUGAGUUAGUGUGGUGACUAGCUCCCUGCAAAGAUUUAUGCUUGUAUCUGUGAUUUAUGCCGGAUCUUGUAUUAUAGAUUGAAUCAAUUGAAAUCAACCAACAAAAGUAUUCAGUGUGAGAUGAAUUACUGCUAUGCCCCUGUGACAUAUUUUUGAGAGCUGAAGUGUCAUCUAGAUCUUUGGAAAAGUCUUAGUUGAUGUUGUCACUUCUAGACACCUCACAAAAUGGAGAGUCUAGAUGAACUAGAACAUCCACUUUUGGGUGACAGCCCUAAAAACACCAGUGAAGGUGGUGGACUGUUCAAAGGCAUAUUGGUGAUGAAUGAGGAGGACAAAAGACUGCUCCCGCUGGAGUGGAGGAAUUAUUGCAGUUCCACAGAUUUUCAGCAGCAGCAGCUACUGGACCCAUGUUCAUUGCCUAGCACUCUAGAGUCUCUUUAUCCUCCAACUACUAUUUGGGCCGCUGCUGACUCCCUUGGCAUCCACAGUAAGGGGUAUCUGGAGACCACCUUUGUGGACAUUGGUCCCAGUAUGCCACAGGAAAGGAAGUUACUGGCAGAGACAAGAGAUGUCCACAGUGUGUCCUACAGCAUAGAAGAUGGGGAUGACCUUCUGCCAGACUUUGAGGACUCCUCCAGUGAUGACUUCAGUGAUACAGACAGUGAGAACUUUCCCAUCAUGAUUCCACAGGAUUACCUUGGUCUUGCUUUCUUCUCUAUGCUGUGCUGUUUCUGGCCUCUGGGCAUCGCUGCGUUCUAUCUUUCCCAAAAGACGAACAAAGCCUCAGCACAAGGAGAUUUUCAGGGUGCCCUCGCUGCAUCUCGACAGGCUCUGUGGCUCUCGGUCCUUUCAAUCAUUUUUGGCAUCAUCACUUACAUCUGUGCCAUCGUUGCCCUGAUCUCCUAUCUGUCUGGAAAACCACCUUAAAGACUAACGAAUAAUUACACACUAAUUUCUCAGAGCAACACACCUCCCUGGUUACUAAUCACACAAACUAUGUUUCUUACAUACUCACACUUGUCUACACCUGUAAUAAGUGCAUUAAUUCAGCAAAGACUGCACCUUACAUUUUCUGCAGGUUUGUGGUCAUUUAAAGUGUCUAACCCUCAUUUAGAACUUCAGAUAUGUUUAGAAUUAAAGGUGGAGAUGCAGCCUAGUACAGUGUGUUCAUGAUUUAGAUAAAAAUAAAUAAACAGAAAAACCAGGUCGGGUCACUAUAUUUGGAGAGAGCAACACAUCUUUAUUUGGGCGGUUUUAACUAAAAUCUUUGUAUUUGGGACAAAAAAUAGGAUGUCAUUGGUGAUGAUUAUAACACACACAGAAAAAAGUGAGACUUGGUGCUUUUGUAUAGGCAGUGAAGGUAGUGCCUGAGGCCUAAGGGCCCUCCGAGACACAUCAUUCUGAACAAACUGGGUCAGUUUCUAAAACAGCUCUAAGGCUGCCCAUUGAACCACUCACCAAAUCAAACCAAAUGUACCACAGUAAGUGACUUCAGAACUAAUUUGGAAAUUGUCAGGUGGAAAACAAUAACAGUUGUUUUUUCAAAAUCAGAAAGGCUCUUAAAUGUUGGUCAAAUGUAGAGAACUCCAUAAACACAUGCAGAAAAAAAGCAUGCACAAACAUACAGUUUUUACUGUUUUUUGUACAUGCAUUUAUGUUCAUAUGUAAUGGGGACUGAGCACACAUACACACUGCAGCUUUCACUUUAAGUCAUGACAUUAACUGAAGCCACUCUUUCAAGACAUAGUCAUAGCUUGAUAAAUGUAGUCUCUCCAUUUUCCCAUUUACUGACAAAACUCUUUUGAGAUAUUGAACACCUCACAUGGCUCAGCUGAUUAAGUUUAAAUUCUGGACCCGUCAUAAUUUAUAUUCAUACUGAGCUACUCGGCAUAUAACGUAUGUUUUGUAGAUGUCCUCUUGACUGAUGUGAAAGCUUUGUAUACUAAAAACUGAAGGGUAUUUGCCUGCCCAGGCAGUUAUUGACGUAAAGCUGCAUUUGUGUGAUUGAGGGCAUGCACCUGAGGUUAUGAAAUCCACUUGGGUAAAAGAGUAUUCUGGGAUAUGGGAGGCUCAAAUCUAUUGCAAGCCAUGUUUUUUGCAAGCUUUGUGAUAACAAAACUGGAGUCAGUGACAUUGAGAUCAUAAUCAGAAUAUCAGCCUGUCAACCCUUGUUCAUUAAUUUGAUUGGCAGUGUUGGGUAAAAUACUCAAUGAAGUAAUCCACAACAGAUUACUUAUUAAUUUUCUAACAUUUUUAUCAGAUUUCUCAUUACUUCACGGAAUAUGCAAUCAAAUUACUACUUUACUUUGAAGUUUCUUUCCAAAACUCCAACAGUUUUCACAGAAGUGUUUGGUUUUCCACAUAAAGGGAUAGUUCUCCCAAAAAUGAAUAUUCUCUCAUCAUUUACUGACCCUUAUGCCAUCACAGAUGUGUAUGAGUUUCUUUCUUCUGCAGAACACAAAUGAAGAUUUUUAGAAUAUCUCAGCUCUGUAGGUCCAUACAAUGCAAGUGAAUGAUGGCCACAACUUUGAAGCUCCAAAAAGCACAUAAACACAACAUGAAAGUAAUCCAUAAGACUCCAGUGGGUUAAUCCAUACCUUCAGGAGCGAUAUGAUAGGUGUGGAUGAGAAACAGAUCAAUAUUUAAAUAUUUUUUACUGUAAAUCUUGACAUCUGCAGUCUCCUUGGCAGUCAUGAUUUCAAGCUCGAUUACACUUUCUAUCACCGUCUAGCACUCUGCACAUGCAUCAAACUCUAGGAAGUGUUUGAAAUCAUGAUCGUAGAGACUGCAAGGGUAAGAUGUACAUUAAAAAAAUGUGUUACAUUUUGGUCUGUUUUCACCCAAAAUCAACUGGAUCACUUCUAAAGACAUUGAUUAAUCCACUGGAGUCUUAUGGAUUGUAUGUUGCCUUUAUGUGCUUUUUGGAGCUUCAAAGUUUUGGUCAUCAUUCACUUGCAUUUUUUGUACUUACAGAGCUGAAAUAUUCUUCUAAAAAUCUUCAUUUGUGUUCUGCAGAAGAAAAGAAAAAAAGUCAUACACAUCUGUGAUGGCAUGAGGAUGAGUUAAUGAUGAGAGAAUUUUCAUUUUUGGGUAACUAUUCCUUUAACAAAUCAUGUUUUGAAUGUUUUCCACAUCAAUAAGAUUUUAUUUCUUAUGUAACAUCAAUAAUAUUUUAUUUUGUAUAUAAUAUUAUUAUUAUUAUAUACUUUUUUUUAAUUGUAUAAUUAUUUUUUAUGUAACCCAAGUAAAGCAAUUGAAAAUCAACUAACUGUAAUCUGUUUACAAGAAAUUAAAAUGUAAUCUGUUAAAAUCCAAACAUAGUGUAAUUAGAUAACAACAACUAAGUACUUUGUACCUAAUAUGGUUGAUUGAUGAAAUGGACAUAAUCAUACAUCUAUCUAGCAUGACAAAAUCAACCAUUACACUAAAACUCACAAAAGGCAGGAUUCUCUAAACAGGACAGAGCGGAAUUUGUGCUGGACUAGUCAAUAUCAAAUGCAAGAAUGUCAUUGAAAUAGUCCACAUUGAAAUGUCAAAUACACAAUACGAUUACCAGAAAACAGCAGUUGUUUUAAAGGUUGAAAUGUGUCCAGUUGCAAAAGAACCACAAAACAGCAGUCAGCUUAAACUGCCUUGGCAGGUGCCCUCCGAGCUCCCUGCAGUUAGAAAUUGGGUCAUAUCAUAGUAGCCAAUAAUACUACUUCUACAACAAGCUGCCCCAUCAUGAAAAGGAGAAGAGUGAUAGUACAGGCUCCUCCAGUAAAUUAUAAUUGCCUAUCUGGUAUCGGCAUGUUAGUGGAGCACCAUAAAUGGUUACACUAAUCAAAUUGUUGCAGUUUUUAUGCAGUUUAUUCUUAGUAAAGUAAAAUGGAGCAGAUAAAUCUGACAAGAAUGUAUGUCCUUGUUGUGUAAAUGUAUAUGUAAAUUUUACAACUUCCGGUUAUGAGCUAAUAAAUGCACUUCAUUGAAGGUU
Molecule: messenger RNA, 5455 nt
Organism: Myxocyprinus asiaticus (Chinese sucker)
Lineage: Eukaryota; Metazoa; Chordata; Actinopteri; Cypriniformes; Catostomidae
Product: synapse differentiation-inducing gene protein 1-like
Exons: 4
Coding region: 1708-2409 (233 amino acids)
Cellular component (GO): membrane; intracellular membrane-bounded organelle
Source: RefSeq, a predicted model, not a curated record